ACGGGGAAAGACAGUGAGUGAACGGAAGCGUUAUAGCGGGGAAUAAAAAAUGAUUUGAUUUUGAAAUUUAUUUAUAUGGAAAUGUCGUAAUUUAUUAGAAAUUUUUUCCCCCUAUAGCAUAAGCUAACCAGUGUGUUUUAUAUUGCGAAUAAAACCCAUAUCACAAACUAUAAUUUUAUAGCAUCGGUGCUUAAUAGUGAAAUUAGUCUGUUAAAUGAAUUAUUUUGCAGCGGUAACAAGGCUGAAUUCUGCAACGUUGGAAUACAAAUCUGAAUACCUCGACAGCUUUAAAGAGAAAAUGAAAAACAAUAACGUUGAUUGCUAAACAAUAACCGAGAAACAAAACAAAACACGACUUGGCGAAGAUGAACGGUUAACAAGAAAGAUAGUACCAUAAGGAAAGACCGUCUGCCAAAGGAGGAGAAGAAACGAGGACCAAUGAUGGAAUGAUCGUGACAACAUGAAAAAGAAAAAGUGAGGAGGAAUAUUUUCGCUCAACGUUUGAAUCAACAACUGGACCGGAGAGAAACGGAGGAGAGGAGAGUGACCUGGAGCGCCGCACUCGGCCAUGGAGAACCCCACGUCUCUGAGCUUGGCUCUGCUGGGCGGCGGCGAGGAAGAGGACCAGCGAACCCCCCAUCCUCUGAGUGGUCUCCCCCUCCCGCCCACCACUUCCAACCACGCCGGGGCGAACCACUCCAACCACACGGGGGUGGCCGGCCUGGAGCGGCUCAACGGCGGCACCCCUUCGCCCACCGGCCCCUGCCUCCCUCCCACGGCCCUCCCCCGGCUCCCGCUGGUGUCGGUCCAGCAGGCCCCGCCCGCCAUCCCCAACACCCUGUGCCCCAGCACGCCCCUGUCCUCCUGCCUGGGGAGUCAGCACAGUCUCAGCGGGGAGAACUCUCUGGCGCUCUUCUACUCGUCCCACACGCCCUGCUCCGACCGGGAGCGGGAGCGGGGGUGCAAGCACCGGCAGGCCAGCCCGCAGGUGCACCGGCGCGACAGCAACCCCUUCACCGAAAUCGCCAUGAGCUCGUACAAGUACACGGGCAGCGUGGUGAAGCCCCUCAGCCGGCUCAGCUCCUCCCGCCGCAACCUGAUCGAGUCGGACAGCAGCAGCGACACGCGGGAGGCGCAGCCCGGGCCCCCGCAGGAGCCCCCCGAGAUCGUCAUCUCCUCCAAGACCGACUCGCCCUGCCGGCAGGACCCCGAGCCCUCGGCCAACCAGGCGGCCGCCUGCCACCGGAACCACGCCCUGUCCGGCAGCCGCGGGACUCUGGGCGGGGGGUCCGGCGGGGGCAGCGGGGGCAGCCGGGGCAACAACGUGUCGGGCGCGGGGGGGCCGGGAGGGGGGUCCGGAGGGGGGGGCAGGGGAGCCCACAAGGCCGCCAAGCGGAAGAACCAGAACAUCGGCUACAAGCUGGGCCACCGGAGGGCGCUGUUCGAGAAGAGGAAGAGGCUGAGCGACUACGCGCUCAUCUUCGGGAUGUUCGGCAUCGUGGUCAUGGUCAUCGAGACCGAGCUCUCCUGGGGCGUCUACAACAAGAGCUCCAUGUACUCGUUGGCGCUGAAGUGUCUGAUCAGCCUGUCGACCAUCAUCCUGCUGGGGCUCAUCAUCGCUUACCACGCCCGUGAGGUGCAGCUCUUCGUCAUCGACAACGGCGCGGACGACUGGCGGAUCGCCAUGACGACGGAGCGGGUGCUGCUGAUCGCGCUGGAGCUGCUGGUGUCGGCCGUGCACCCCGUGCCGGGGGACUUCCGCUUCCAGUGGCAGGCGCGGCUGGCCUUCACCUACGUGCCCUCGGUGGUGGAGGCCGACGUGGACAUGGUGCUGUCGGUGCCCAUGUUCCUGCGCCUCUACCUCAUCGCCCGCGUCAUGCUGCUGCACAGCAAGCUCUUCACCGACGCCUCCUCCCGCAGCAUCGGGGCGCUCAACAAGGUCCACUUCAACACACGGUUCGUGAUGAAGACCCUGAUGACUAUCUGCCCCGGGACUGUGCUGCUGGUCUUCAGCAUCUCUCUGUGGAUCAUCGCUGCCUGGACUGUGCGCGUAUGCGAGAGGUACCAUGACGCCCAGGACGUGACCAGCAACUUCCUGGGAGCGAUGUGGCUCAUCUCCAUAACCUUCCUGUCCAUCGGGUACGGGGACAUGGUGCCCCACACCUACUGCGGGAAGGGCGUGUGUCUGCUGACGGGGAUCAUGGGGGCCGGGUGCACGGCGUUGGUGGUCGCUGUGUUUGCCAGGAAGCUGGAGCUCACCAAGGCGGAGAAGCACGUGCACAACUUCAUGAUGGACACCCAGCUCACCAAGCGGAUAAAGAACGCGGCGGCGAACGUGUUGAGGGAGACCUGGCUCAUCUACAAGCACACCAAGAUGGCGAAGAGGAUCGACCACUCCCGAGUACGCAAACACCAGCGCAAGUUCCUGCAGGCCAUUCACCAGCUGCGCAGCGUGAAGAUGGAGCAGAGGAAGCUCACUGACCAGGCCAACACCUUAGUGGACCUGUCGAAGAUGCAGAGCGUCAUGUAUGACCUGGUGUCGGAGAUCAACGAGCGGAGCGAGGACCUGGAGAGGCAGAUGCUGGGUCUGGAGAGGCGGGUGGAGCAGCUGACCGUCGGCUUCAACAGCCUGCCCAGCCACCUGACCGCCACGCUGGCCACCCAGCACGCCGCCCUGCUGCACCUGCUGCGCGAGAAGGGCCUCCAGGCCGGGGGCAGCCCCAACACCAGCUCCUCCAGCUCCCAACACCAGCUCCUCCAGCUGGUGUCGGAGAUCAACGAGCGGAGCGAGGACCUGGAGAGGCAGAUGCUGGGUCUGGAGAGGCGGGUGGAGCAGCUGACUGUCGGCUUCAACAGCCUGCCCAGCCACCUGACCGCCACGCUGGCCACCCAGCACGCCGCCCUGCUGCACCUGCUGCGCGAGAAGGGCCUCCAGGCCGGGGGCAGCCCCAACACCAGCUCCUCCAGCUGCUGA
Conger conger (European conger) is the source of this 2974-nucleotide messenger RNA. RefSeq names its product small conductance calcium-activated potassium channel protein 2-like. Gene Ontology annotation, cellular component: plasma membrane; neuronal cell body; neuron projection. The transcript is spliced from 11 exons. The coding region runs from base 569 to 2974 and encodes 801 amino acids. NCBI's taxonomy places the organism in Eukaryota, Metazoa, Chordata, Actinopteri, Anguilliformes, Congridae. Gene Ontology annotation, molecular function: calmodulin binding; small conductance calcium-activated potassium channel activity. The record is from RefSeq and is a predicted model, not a curated record. Gene Ontology annotation, biological process: potassium ion transmembrane transport.